This is a messenger RNA of Microthlaspi erraticum, 306 nucleotides long. The record is from the annotation of a GenBank genome assembly. Lineage: Eukaryota; Viridiplantae; Streptophyta; Magnoliopsida; Brassicales; Brassicaceae.
AUGGGCACAUUCUCAUUGCUCCUCAUGCUCACUCUCCUCAAUCUCUUGAUUGACUCUUCACCCUCUUCUUCACUUGGGAGUCAUCAUUCUCCUCAUGUGGGAUGUUCACUCCAAUCUCAAACUCUCCUUGCUUCGCUCUCACUACUAAGGAUCAUUCCUUCUUUUGGUUCUCCUUUCCUCCCUCACUCUCUCAGACAUCUUCUAUUCCUCCUUGGUUUCUCUUUUGAUAUCCUCCUUGCAUCCUCUUAUUCAUUCUCCCUCUCCUUUGUGAACGCUGCUUGCUUCCUUCACCUCUCAACAUCUUAA